This is a messenger RNA of Solanum tuberosum (potato), 1624 nucleotides long. RefSeq names its product beta-1,6-galactosyltransferase GALT31A. Gene Ontology annotation, cellular component: Golgi membrane. The record is from RefSeq and is a predicted model, not a curated record. Lineage: Eukaryota; Viridiplantae; Streptophyta; Magnoliopsida; Solanales; Solanaceae. Gene Ontology annotation, molecular function: galactosyltransferase activity.
AGGAAAAUGGGUUUGAAGGUAGGAAGGUCACCACCUUACAAGGGCGCUAGAUGGGUCUCUCUGCUCUGCAUUGCGAGCUUCUGCUUAGGUGUUUUUGUUGUCAACAGGUUAUUGACAGUGCCUGGUUCUGUUAGAACAGUGAACGAUGCUAUAUCUGUGGAACAUAUGUCACAGGAACUUCAUCCUGUUCUUGAGUGCGAGAAAAAGGCAAGUCAGCUGGAAUGUGACCUUUUUGGCCUCAUAGUUACACAAAAUAAGUAGAUAAACUGAUUCCUGGUGUGGUUGAUGUUGAUACAGGAUACUUCUCUGGUAGCAGGAGAUUUUCUCUUCAAAGUUUCUAAAACACACGAUGUAAUCAUGGAAUUGGACAAAGCCAUUUCUUCUUUGGAAAUGAAGCUCGCUGCUGCUAAAGCACAAAAUGAAGAAAUAGCUGUUGUUGGUAGGAAACCAAUAAUUGAGCCUUUGAAUAACCGCCCUAAGGUUUUCUAUGUAAUGGGAAUCAUUACUGCUUUCAGCAGCAGAAAACGCAGGGAUUCAAUUAGGGAAACUUGGAUGCCUCAAGGGGAGGAUCUAAGAAAGUUGGAAAAUGAGAAGGGCAUUAUCAUACGGUUUGUAAUAGGGCACAGUGCAACCCCAGGUGGAGUCUUGGAUCGUGCUAUAGAUGCUGAGGAUGCACAACAUAAUGAUUUUUUUUGACUGAAUCAUGUGGAGGGAUAUCAUGAGCUGUCCUCUAAGACUCAAAUAUACUUUUCAACUGCAGCAGCAAAAUGGGAUGCUGACUUCUUUAUUAAAGUUGACGAUGAUGUGCGUGUCAAUCUGGGUGUUGUAGGUUCAUUGUUAGACCGUCAUCGAUCUAAACCUUGUGUGUACGUGGGUUGCAUGAAAUCUGGACCCGUUCUUUCACAGAAAGGAGUGAAGUACCAUGAACCCGAAUACUGAAAAUUUGGUGAGGAGGGAAAUAAGUAUUUUAGGCAUGCAACUGGACAAAUAUAUGCGAUCUCCAAGGAUUUGGCUACCUACAUAUCAAUCAAUGGACACAUUCUACAUAGGUAUGCAAAUGAAGAUGUUUCUCUUGGUUUUUGGUUUAUUGGGCUUGAUGUUGAACAUAUUGAUGAACGGAGUUUGUGCUGUGGAACACCUCCAGAUUGCGAGUGGAAGGCCCAAGCUGGGAACAUUUGUGCUGCAUCGUUCGAUUGGAACUGUAGUGGAAGUUGUAAAUCAGUGGAAAGGAUGGAAGAGGUCCACCAGCGAUGUGGAGAGGGAAAUGGAGCAAUAUGGCGUACUAGUUUCUGAAAAUUUAUGAUCAUAUGCAUUGUGCAGUUCAAUUCUUUUCGUUGUUACUCCAAUCGUAGGGAUGUGAUGGCCCAAUUUUUGACUUGAAAUACUAACUUAAUUGGAAGUUUAUUAGUUGGGCAGAAAAUUGAUGUUCCAAAGCUGGUGAAGGGCGAAAUAUGUUACUACCGUUAAUUGAUUGAUGAUAAAAUUGAGUGGACGGAAUAUGCAUGUUCAACAUGUUAGUGAAAGGGAUGGAAAUUAAAUUGCAAUAAUUAUUAGGUUGCAAAAUUUGCUAUGAUUGAAGUGAAAAUGAUGAAUGACAUGUUUAUGGAUCCACACUGCAUUAGAA